CUGCAUCCACAUUGACGUGGGACCGACAUUGAGUGGGUCGGAGGUGUGUGAACCCUUCGUGCCAUCACCACGACGUACGCUCUGGAAAAUGGCGUCCUAAGACAGCCUGUCCCACGGCUCCUCGGUAUUGUCGGUACGGAGCUCGCCAGGCUGAUAGACGUCCUCCGACGCACCUUCAUCAUUAGUGUUGGCGAGGCCGAUGAUAUGCCUCGCUUCGUCUUUCGCAUUUCGCUUGUGCGAUGGAUGAGGGAAAGCCUUGCGCUCGACUCCGAUCAAGAUCGACAGAUUCUUGACACUCGCAAAUGUUGGUUCACGAACCUAAAUGUGGCCCGCCCAGACCCAGCACAUCCAAGAAGACCAGCUCUCAAACAUGUCCUCUUCAUCGCCAAGGAACGGUGAGCGCCCUUCUCCGCGAACCGCACAUUGGAGCUCUCGAGCUCGGCCGGUUGACGUGUUGACAGGAGUGAGUCUCGAAGGGCAUGGUUGGUAAGAC
Molecule: messenger RNA, 493 nt
Organism: Zymoseptoria tritici IPO323
Lineage: Eukaryota; Fungi; Ascomycota; Dothideomycetes; Mycosphaerellales; Mycosphaerellaceae
Exons: 1
Coding region: 205-399 (64 amino acids)
Source: RefSeq, a predicted model, not a curated record